This is a messenger RNA of Odobenus rosmarus divergens (Pacific walrus), 1378 nucleotides long. RefSeq names its product cytohesin 4 (gene CYTH4). Gene Ontology annotation, molecular function: guanyl-nucleotide exchange factor activity. The coding region runs from base 178 to 1362 and encodes 394 amino acids. The transcript has 13 exons. Gene Ontology annotation, biological process: regulation of ARF protein signal transduction. The record is from RefSeq and is a predicted model, not a curated record. Lineage: Eukaryota; Metazoa; Chordata; Mammalia; Carnivora; Odobenidae.
GAGCCUCCACACCAGAUCCCAGCAGACAGACUGACUUCCUCCCCACACGGGGCUGGGCGGGGCCACCCGGAAGCGGCCGGCUGUAGCCGAGGUGACACAGCUCUGCCCCGCCAGCUCCAGCAGCAUCUGGGUCAGCAGGCAACGGCGGUACAGGCCACCCUUCCCCAGGGCCUCAGAAUGGACCUGUGCCACCCAGACCCAGCGGAGCUGAGCAGUGGGGAGACAGAGGAGCUGCAGCGGAUCAAGUGGCACCGGAAGCAGCUUCUGGAAGACAUCCAGAAGCUGAAAGAUGAGAUCGCAGAUGUGUUUGCCCAGAUUGACUGCUUCGAGACCGCGGAGGAGAGCCGGUUAGCACAGAAGGAGAAGGAGCUAUGCAUCGGGCGUAAGAAGUUCAAUAUGGACCCCAUGAAGGGCAUCCAGUAUCUCACUGAGCACAAAUUGCUGGACCCCAACGUCCAGGACAUCGCCCAGUUCCUGUACAAGGGGGAGGGCCUCAACAAGACGGCCAUUGGCACCUACCUGGGGGAGAGGGAUCCCUUCAACCUGCAGGUCCUCCACGCCUUCGUGGACUGCCACGAAUUUGCCAACCUCAACCUCGUGCAGGCCCUCAGACAGUUCCUGUGGAGCUUCCGGCUGCCAGGCGAGGCCCAGAAGAUCGACCGGAUGAUGGAGACGUUUGCCACCCGAUACUGCCUCUGCAAUCCAGGCGUCUUCCAGUCCACAGACACCUGCUACGUCCUGUCCUUCUCCAUCAUCAUGCUCAACACCAGCCUCCACAACCCCAAUGUCCGGGACAGGCCGCCCUUCGAGCGCUUUGUGUCCAUGAACCGCGGUAUCAAUGGCGGCGGUGACCUGCCUGAGGAGCAGCUGCGGAACCUCUUCGACAGUAUCAAGAGCGAACCUUUCUCCAUCCCGGAGGACGACGGCAAUGACCUCACUCAUACCUUCUUCAACCCCGACCGCGAGGGCUGGCUGCUCAAACUGGGGGGCCGCGUGAAGACGUGGAAACGCCGCUGGUUCAUCCUGACCGACAACUGUCUCUACUACUUUGAAUUCACCACUGACAAGGAGCCACGGGGAAUCAUACCUCUGGAGAACCUCUCCGUGCAGAAGGUGGACGACCCCAAGAAGCCAUUCUGCCUGGAGCUGUACAACCCCAGCUGCCGGGGCCAGAAGAUCAAGGCAUGUAAGACGGACGGUGAGGGCAAGGUGGUGGAGGGCAAGCACGAGUCUUAUCGCAUCUCUGCGUCCAGCGCCGACGAGCGCGACCAAUGGAUUGAGGCCAUCCGAGCCAGCAUCACCCGCGUCCCCUUCUAUGACCUGGUCUCUGCUCGGAAGAAGAAGAUUGCCAACAAGCACUGAGCUUCCCGGGAGGUGG